Molecule: messenger RNA, 1718 nt
Organism: Carya illinoinensis
Lineage: Eukaryota; Viridiplantae; Streptophyta; Magnoliopsida; Fagales; Juglandaceae
Product: IAA-amino acid hydrolase ILR1-like 5
Exons: 5
Coding region: 137-1447 (436 amino acids)
Biological process (GO): auxin metabolic process
Cellular component (GO): endoplasmic reticulum
Molecular function (GO): IAA-Ala conjugate hydrolase activity
Source: RefSeq, a predicted model, not a curated record
AAAAGAAAGCCGACGCGCGAGUCAACAGUAAAACGGUUUCACCACCCUGAUCUUGCUGAUGUUGAACUGGGACAGAUGCAUUGCUAUCUGCAAUUUCCUCCGGUGACAAAAGUCAAUUUUCCUGGCAAUUGAAGCCAUGGUCGUGCAGGCCAAGAUGGAUACCUUCUUGGUCUUCCAAACUCUUCUUCUACUUGCGCUCCUGUCGCUUACUUCCCUUUCUCCAAUCCAGAGCUCCCAGGAGCCUGAUUACGCUGAACAGCUUCAAAGCUCUGCCCAGCAAGACAAAGAUUGGCUGGUCUCGAUAAGAAGGAAAAUCCAUGAAUACCCAGAGCUCCGUUUCGAAGAACAUAACACCAGCGCUCUCAUCCGCAGAGAACUCGAAAGGCUUGGCAUCUCUUACUCCUACCCACUUGCCAAAACUGGCAUUGUUGCUCAGAUUGGCUCGGGUUCUCCCCCUGUUGUUGCUCUUCGAGCAGACAUGGACGCCCUGCCUUUGCAAGAGCUUGUUGAUUGGGAGCAUAAGAGCAAGAUUGAUGGUAAAAUGCACGGCUGUGGACACGAUGCUCACACGACAAUGCUACUUGGAGCUGCUAAGUUGCUUAAUCAACGGAAAGACAAACUCAAGGGAACUGUAAGACUUCUUUUCCAACCUGCUGAGGAGGGAGGUGCGGGUGCAUCUCACAUGAUAAAAGAAGGUUCCCUUAAUGAUGCUGAAGCAAUAUUUGGAAUGCACGUUGAUUACACUCUGCCCACAGGUAGUAUAGCAUCUGUUUCAGGGCCUGUUGCUGCUGCUGCAUGCAUCUUUGAGGCAAAAAUAGUAGGAAAAGGUGGGCAUGCAGCAAAUCCCCACAUAACUGUCGAUCCAGUUCUUGCUGCAUCAUUUGCAAUUUUGGCAUUGCAGCAGCUCAUCUCAAGAGAAACUGAUCCCCUUGAUAGUCUGGUGCUAUCUGUUACUUACGUGAGAGGUGGUACUGCAUUUAAUGUUAUUCCAUCGUAUGUUGAAUUUGGGGGCACUUUGAGGAGUCUAACAACUAAAGGCUUGCACCAACUCAGGCGCCGGUUGAUAGAGGUUAUUGAAGAACAGGCAGCUGUACACAGAUGUAAUGCAUAUAUUGACAUGAAAGAAGAAUAUUUUCCACUAUAUCCUGCUGUCGUAAAUGAUGAGAGAUUGCAUCUGCAUGUGGAGAGGGUUGGAAAACUUUUGCUUGGUCCCAAAAAUGUCAAGGUUGGCAAGAAGGUGAUGGCAGGUGAAGACUUCGCCUUCUAUCAAGAACUGAUUCCUGGAUCUAUGCUUAGCAUUGGAAUUAGAAACGAUGAAUUGGGUUCAGUUCACUCCCCACAUUCUCCUUACUUCUUUCUUGAUGAGGAUAUCCUUCCAAUUGGUGCUGCAUUACACACCGCCCUUGCUGAGAUUUAUCUGAGUGAGCACCAACAUAUCUUGCAAUAAAAAUUCAGAAUAUGGUAUGGAUAACACAAGCUGGUUCAAUAAUGCUGUGUGUUCCUAAACUUCGGGAAUUCAAGGAAAGAAUGUGCAUACGCUUGUGAAGAAUUUUAGCUAAAUUUUGUUCACUGUAUAUUACACUCUUCACAAACACAAACCAGGUCCAGGUGGUUGCAAAUGUAGCAGUUGCUUAUCAGAGACCUCUGUAUUUUCUUUGUAUUGGAUAUCCGGGUUUUCCCAAGCUGGUUAUAGAUUGAUUGGCAACUUUGUCUAGGUA